GCCGUAACGGAUUACUUACAAACUAUGGAAUCUGUCGGGUCUAAUGACUCCGAUCAAAUAUCUCCGUACGUCAGUAACCGAGACCAACGCCAUGUCUUGCCUCAUCAGCAGGUGGAAGAUCGCAUAGUUCGAGCUCUCCGUCACAGACUCCGUCUACUCAGCCGUCCAAACGACGCUACUUUCCACGUCCUCGGUGCCACGUGUAACGUCUACACGGUGGAAUUAACGGCCACACCGACUUGUACUUGUCCCGACCGUAAGAAGCCGUGCAAACACAUCUUGUUUGUCUUAAUUCGAGUUCUUGGCAUUCCCCUCGACGACAAGUGUCUCCGGCAACGGAGACUCAGGCCGUGUCUUCUUUACCGUCUCGUCUCCGCUCCCACACGACCUGAAUGUCUCGCUAGUUUUCAUCUCCAGCAACGGUUUCUUCAGCUUUUAUCCACCGUCAAUUCUCAUUAUGGUGGUGACACUGGCUCCUCCUCCACCCGUGAACCGGACCAACCGGAAAAAGAGAUGGAAGAGGAAGCAGCUACAUGUCCAAUAUGUCUAGACGAUAUUAGUGUUAUUAAAAGCGUAAACGGUGAAUAUGUUGGAGGAGAGGAGAUAGAGAGAGCUGUGGUGAAGUGCAGGGUUUGCAAGAACAAAGUGCAUGAAGAUUGCAUGCUGAAGUGGAGGGCGAGUAGGGGACGGAGACCGGCGAUCUGCGUUGUUUGCCGUUCACGGUGGCGGCGAGUCAGUGGGUCUAGCAGGACUUCUAAUGUCGGUGGUAAUAACGAGAUCGCCCACGGUAAUUGUUACUUAAAUCUUGCUCCCUAUGUUAAUGAGGAGGAGGAGGGUGGGGUUGGCACAAGUCAACGGUCAUGUUGAGAAAAUUAAAAGAUUCAUUGUUAUGUCAUGUAUUUUAAUGUCAUUUAAACAAGAUACUCUUAUCAAAAAC
This is a messenger RNA of Eruca vesicaria subsp. sativa (arugula), 937 nucleotides long. NCBI's taxonomy places the organism in Eukaryota, Viridiplantae, Streptophyta, Magnoliopsida, Brassicales, Brassicaceae. The record is from the annotation of a GenBank genome assembly.